UCCAAAAUUGAAUCUUAUUUUGUUGGUGUGGUGUGAUUUGGGUCAAUUUUGGUUCAUGGGUAUUAUUAAUUUAAUAAACCUCCCAUUUGAUUAACUCAAAACGUUGGGUCGUGCCUCCAAAAACCAUUUUUCUAAAAAUCACCAGUUGGCAAAUUUGAGGUUAUCGCAGGUUGGCUUUUGACGUCACUUGCCUGUCAAAUUACAAUUUCACAACGUGCUCUGUGUUCACGAAACCGUGGACGAUGUGUGACGAAGCAGUGCUCCAAAAUGGGGCUUUGGCCCCCCCGAAAACAGCCAAGCAGUUGGAGAAAGAGGCCAAAAAACAGGCAAAGUUGGACAAGUUGAAGCAAAAGUUGGAGAAGCAGCAAAACGCGGCACCGAAGAAGGAGGCUGAGAAGAAAGAGAAGAAGAAGGAGGUGAAGGAGGCUGCUGUUUAUAAUAUAGCGACACCAGAGGGUGACAAGAAGGAUAUCAGUGGGGCUUUGCCCGAUGCUUAUAGCCCCCAGUUUGUCGAGGCGGCGUGGUACUCCUGGUGGGAGAAACAGGGCUUUUUCAAGCCGGAAUAUGGGAGAAAGUCAAUCGCUGAACCCAACCCUAGAGGCAAAUUUGUAAUUGUAAUUCCACCUCCAAACGUCACCGGAUCGCUCCAUUUAGGUCAUGCUUUGACCAAUGCGAUUCAAGAUUCCAUUGUUCGAUGGCAUAGAAUGAGAGGUGAGACAACUUUGUGGAACCCUGGCUGUGAUCAUGCCGGAAUUGCUACUCAAGUGGUAGUAGAAAAAAAAUUAUGGCGAAACGAGAAAAAAACACGACAUGAUAUUGGACGUGAAGGGUUUAUUAGCAAAGUUUGGGAAUGGAAGGAGGAGAAAGGCGACCGGAUUUACCACCAGUUAAAAAAACUGGGCUCCUCGUUCGAUUGGGACCGCGCCCAAUUCACAAUGAACCCCCGACUGUCCCGUGCCGUAACCGAAGCCUUCGUACGUUUACACGAAGAAGGUUACAUCUACCGUGCUAAUAGACUAGUAAACUGGUCUUGCACCCUCAAAUCUGCAAUUUCCGAUAUAGAAGUCGACAAAAUCGAAAUUCCAGGACGCACAUUUUUAUCAGUCCCUGGAUACGAGGAGAAAAUCGAAUUUGGGGUUUUGGUUUCGUUUGCUUACAAAAUCGAAGGUUCGGAUGAAAAAAUCGUAGUGGCCACGACCCGAAUCGAGACGAUGUUGGGCGAUACGGCCGUGGCGGUGCAUCCCGAAGAUGACCGAUACAAGCAUUUGCACGGCAAACGGGUGAUUCACCCGUUUUGCGACCGGAAAUUGCCGAUUGUGCUCGAUGAGUUUGUUGAGAGGGAUUUCGGGACUGGGGCUGUGAAAAUUACGCCAGCGCAUGAUCCGAAUGAUUAUGAAGUGGGGAAGAGACACAGUUUGCCUUUUAUUACGAUUUUUGAUGAUAAAGGUUACAUUUGUGGGGAUUACGGGAAAUUUACGGGUAUGAAACGGUUUGAGGCCAGGAAGGCUAUAACUGAAGAGUUGAAAGAGUUGGGUUUGUAUGUUGAGACGAAGAAUAAUCCAAUGGUUGUGCCAGUGUGUAGUCGCAGCAAAGAUAUAAUUGAGCCAAUGUUGAAGCCUCAGUGGUACGUCAAGUGUGAUGAAAUGGCUGCGAAAGCUGUGGAAGCGGUCAAUUCUGGUGAAUUGAAGAUUAUUCCUGAGAUGCAUAUCAAGACCUGGCAUUAUUGGAUGAAUGGGAUCAGGGAUUGGUGUAUUUCCAGGCAGUUGUGGUGGGGGCAUCGAAUCCCCGCCUACUAUGCGACGUUGAAGAGUAAAGGGGGCAAACCGGGAUCCGAUGCCGACGAUAAUUCCCAUUGGAUUUCCGGCCGCAGUGAAUCCGAAGCCCGUCAAAAAGCCGCCAAACUUUACAACACGACCCCUGACGACAUAAUCCUCACUCAAGACGAAGACGUUCUUGACACCUGGUUCUCCUCCGGUCUCUUCCCGUUCUCAAUCUUCGGCUGGCCUGAAGAAACGGAAGACUUACGCAUUUUUUACCCCACAUCCCUGCUUGAAACCGGCCAUGAUAUUCUCUUCUUCUGGGUGGCCAGAAUGGUGUUUUUCGGGCAAAAACUCCUCGGAAAACUUCCCUUCAAACAGGUGUACUUACAUCCCAUCGUGCGUGAUGCACACGGACGCAAAAUGAGUAAAUCACUGGGAAAUGUGAUCGAUCCGAUGGACGUCAUCAAGGGAAUAGCCCUUGAAGACUUACAUCAACAGUUGUAUGAAAGUAACUUGGAUCCGAGUGAAGUUGAAAAGGCCAAAGCUGGGCAAAAACGCGACUAUCCUGAGGGAAUCCCCGAAUGUGGGACGGACGCACUCAGAUUCGCCUUGUGUGCCAUGUGCUCAGGGCGUGAUAUUAAUUUGGAUAUUUUGCGAGUGCAAGGAUACAGAUUUUUCUGCAAUAAAAUCUGGAAUGCGACCAAGUUUGCACUGACGUAUUUCAGUGAUGAGUUUCAAGCUCCGGUAGAUGGCGGGUUUGUUGGUAAUGAAAAAGUGAUGGAUUUGUGGAUGUUGAGUCGGUUGGCGGCCGCUGUCAGGGAUGCCAACCAAGGGUUUUCACACUAUGAGUUCCCCACUGCCACUACCGCCAUCUACAAUGUGUGGUUGUACGAGCUUUGCGACGUCUAUUUGGAAUAUUUGAAGCCGAUAUUUGCAAGUGGAGACGAAGCGACGAAGAAAACUGCCCAAGUCACUCUGUAUCGGGCGUUGGAAGUCGGUUUACGCCUUCUUUCACCUUUUAUGCCUUUUAUUACGGAAGAACUGUACCAGAGGUUGCCUAGGCCUAAAGAAAUACGCGACAAAAUUCCAAGUAUAUGUGUGUGUCCGUAUCCCGAGCCUGAGGAUUGUGUCUGGAGGAACGAAACGUUGGAACAUGAAGUUGAUUUUGUGCAAAAGGUGGCCAAGGCGAUUAGGUCGGCGCGGAGUGAUUAUAAUCUGCCGAAUAAGACCAAAACUGAAGCUUACCUCCAGUGCAGCGACUCAGCGACCGAAACAACCAUAACCAAGUUCAUCCAAGCGCUCCAAACCUUGUCCUACUGUUCAAAAAUUGGAGUUAACGAGCAAUCGCCACCAGGGUGCGCCAUCAUCACCGUUUCGGACAAAUGCCAAGUCAAUCUGCUCCUCAAAGGAUUGAUCGAACCGGCCAAAGAAAUCGCCAAGAUCCAGAAGAAACUCGACUUUUUGCAAACCACCAAAUCCAAACUGAACCAGGCGAUUUCUGCGCCCGAUUAUGCGACAAAAGUGCCACCAGAAGUCCAACAAACCAACAGCGAGAAAUUGGCGCAGACGGCUGUGGAACUCGAACGGUUGCAAAGUGCGAUCGAAGCUUUAAAAUUGAUGGAAUAGAAGUGAUUUAAUUUAUUUCGGUUUAUUUAUUGUAGCUUUUAGGCGGUGAUUGUAAAAUACGGUUACGAGGCAUUUACAAUUUAAUCAGGUGAAUAUACAAGUGUUACAAUCACAGUAUUAUAGCUUAGCCUAUUUUAAGUUCAGACGUAAUAAACUUUCUCAAUUUUAUAA
Molecule: messenger RNA, 3557 nt
Organism: Tribolium castaneum (red flour beetle)
Lineage: Eukaryota; Metazoa; Arthropoda; Insecta; Coleoptera; Tenebrionidae
Gene: ValRS
Product: Valyl-tRNA synthetase
Exons: 9
Coding region: 243-3386 (1047 amino acids)
Biological process (GO): valyl-tRNA aminoacylation
Cellular component (GO): cytosol; cytoplasm
Molecular function (GO): aminoacyl-tRNA deacylase activity; ATP binding; valine-tRNA ligase activity
Source: RefSeq, a predicted model, not a curated record